AUGGCUUCGAAUGAAAAUUCUACUGAUUCGCCCGCCAGCAGGGAUUUUAAGGCUACGCCUAAAAUAUUUGAGCGAAAAAUCAAGGGGGAACCAGUACAAACAAAAAAGAUAGACAAUCUAAAUAAAGCCACGCCUAUGAAAAGACCUGGUUUUGCACUCGGUUACACAAUACAGUCAACAACGAAGGGCAUCUGGGUUUGGUGUAGAGUCCACCCUGAACAAAAAGACACUGUUCUUAUACUUCUGGACACCGAAGGAUUGGGGGACGUUGAGAUGGGUGAUCCAAACCACGACAACCGCAUACUCACACUUGCUACAUUGCUGUGCAGCACCCUAGUGUACCACAUGAAGGGAGCGUUUGAUCAGGACGCUGUUAACAAACUCACAUUUGUGUCUGAAAUGUCGAAAAACAUCAGAUUUGGCAGAAGAUGUGAUGAAGAUAACCUUCUUUUGCAAAGCGUCCUUCCUGGGUUUGUGCUUGCUUUAAGAGAUUUCUCGCUGAAAUUGAUCAAAGAUGGAAGGCAGAUUUCAUCAGACGAGUAUCUUGAAGAGAGCCUGGCAUAUAGAACGACAAAAGUGUUUGCCACGCUUACCAGAGAAUAUGUGGACGCUCUUGCAAAUGGAGCUCUGCCUGAUGUUGACGAUGCUUUUGCACUGGUUGCUAAAAUCGAAAAUGAGAGAAUUAGAGACAAAUGCAUGAACAUGUUUCGAUCCGGAAUAAAUGAUAUAAAGUUGCCUCUUCCAUCAAAAUCGCUGGAUAAACGUGUCAAGGAAAUCCAAUGUUCUGCGCUUGAAUACAUGCGUACAAAUGCUGUCCGGGAUGUCGCCAAUGUUGUUGAAAAGGAAGCCCAGAUGGAAAUGGAUUUGUUCUCGCAACAGUUUCAAAGUCAAAAUGAAGAGGAAAUAGAAAAGCACUGUACAAACGUAAUAAUAGGUUUGCCAUCCUUCAGCAACUUACAAGCGGGGUUGAAAAACAAAGGUUACAUCGUCCUCGGUGGCCAUAGAAAAUUCAAACGAGAUGUCGACAUGGUCAGGCAGGAGUACGAGCAAGCUCUUCGGGAUUAUGAACCAAGAGAGAUCGGAGUGGUUUUGAGCAAUUUCGCAAGCCAACUUGUUCCAGAGGAAAAUAAAAUCCUUGAAAACAACUAUGAGCUUACUAAGGAUGAAAAAAAGAGGGAGAAAGAAGAAAAUGCAAAAUCAAUGGAACGAAUGAAGGUUGAAAUGGCAGAAGCAAAUCAGCAGGCUUUAGAUAAACUACAGAAGGAUCUGGAUGAGCAACAGAUGAAGCUAAAUGCAGAGCGCGAAAGGCGAGAUAAAGAAGAACAAGAUAAAAUGCUAGAUAUACAUACUAAAAUUGUGUCUCUUGAAGCAAACAAGGAUGAUCAGAAGAAAAUACUUGAUCAAAUUACAGUAUUGCAGAUUGAAACCAGAAAACAAAGAGAAGAAGGAAAUGAAAAGCUCGAUGCGAUGCAUAGAAGUGCAAAGGAAGAACGGGAAAAAAUGAAGAAGGAACGGGAGCGAAAAGACCCGUUUAUAUUUAAAAAUGUGUGGAAUGCAAUUUUUCAAUGA
Molecule: messenger RNA, 1569 nt
Organism: Mya arenaria
Lineage: Eukaryota; Metazoa; Mollusca; Bivalvia; Myida; Myidae
Product: guanylate-binding protein 2-like
Exons: 9
Coding region: 1-1569 (522 amino acids)
Molecular function (GO): GTP binding; GTPase activity
Source: RefSeq, a predicted model, not a curated record